Molecule: messenger RNA, 10100 nt
Organism: Ixodes scapularis (black-legged tick)
Lineage: Eukaryota; Metazoa; Arthropoda; Arachnida; Ixodida; Ixodidae
Product: hornerin
Exons: 33
Coding region: 95-9970 (3291 amino acids)
Source: RefSeq, a predicted model, not a curated record
CUUCUCGGUCAGCGAACGACGUGUUGUCUUUAAAGGCGCUGUCCCGCGACGAGUGCCGGUUUUCACACGCGCGUGUUCCGUACGCACACACGCCAUGGGCUCGGGACAGACUCCGAGGCCCGCCUUGUGUGCGCUUCUUCUCUGCAGCUUCCUGGCGCCGGGGUUCGCGAGGCUGCACAGGACGCCACAACAGCUGCAGGAACGCCAUGGGCGAGCGGCAACGUGUCCCAGUGAGUCCGAACAAUGCCCUACUCUUGGCCUCCUCCCGACAGACUUCAAAUCCGUUGUCUGCGCCUCUCGGAAUUCAGUUCUUGUCGUGGCUGUGGGAUACCCGGACUACCUACAAGUUACAGAGCCCGCGCGGAUUCCGCCACAAGGAGCGCCGGCCGUGACCGUCAAUCGCAACAUGGCGGAUGGAGCGGUUUCGAUUCAAGUUUCUGACUCUGGAAUCAACGAUGAAGUGUCCGGAAAAUUAAACACCGAAGGAAGCUGUAAGACUUUCAAGGCCAAGCUUCUGUACGACAUCAGCCCCGGUGGCCUUCCGAGGCACCUGCACAACAUGACAGAACUGCUGGUGUCCAAGGAAUGCGACACCCAUGGUGUCUUUUCGGUGCCGGCGUAUGCGGUCGUGGUUGCUGGGCGUCGUCUCAACGAAGACCUCAGUGCCCUCGGCCUAGGUGAAGGGUACUCGCUGUUCCUGCUGCCGGACGGUCACACCACCGUUCCUGCGUGCACCGAGUCCAGACCCCUCCUGAACCAACCCGAGGUCGUCUUGCCCUCGGAGCCCGAACCACGGGACACUCUGGUCGACUGCAAGCUGGGAGAUGUCCCCGGUGUACCACACCAGUGUCCGCUCUGCGCUUCCAAAAUGACCCGUCAGCUGCAGGAGGACAUCUGCACAGCCUCCACGGCACUCGUCGUCAAGAGGAAUGUCGAACGUAUUUCCGCGGAUCUCGAAACGCCUCUGGAUAUGCCAAUCCUCCAGUUGUCCAAGACUUUGAUAUCCAGAAAGUACAACCAAAUCGACAUCCAGAUUCAGAAAAGGCAUCUCCCAUCGUCGAUGUUGAAUGAGACAGGACAAGCCAAGUGCACCAAGGGAAGCCUGACCAUCCUGGAUGACGUCACUCCGGGCGGUAUCAACACCGAAGCCAAUCGCAUCAACUUUGAACUUUCCCAGGGGUGUUCCUGCGACUUCUUGGGGCAAGGUACCGGCUACGCCGUCUUGCUCAGCGACAAGUCCGUGUCAGACAUUGGGCGCUCUGUGCAGCUGGACAACACUUUCAAACUCGUUUCGCUAGACAGUGGCCUCACCAAUCUGAGCGCUUGCUCAGAUCAUGACGUCAUGAUGUCCGAUGGCCAUGCCGCGAGCUACGGCGAAGAAGAUGUCGGGUGCUCGGCCCCGCCCACGACGUGCCCUCGAUGUCACAACACCCUGGUUCCCGAACUCUACCCUCUCAUCUGCGACGCCCCGACAUUGGUCAGAGUGCUCUCUAUGAACCCGGCACACAGAGAUGACACCGGAACGUUCUGCGGGAAAGCACGCGUCAUCCAAGCUCACAGAGGAAACGUGGACGACUAUGCGAAAACAAUUUCUUACUCUCUCUUGGACAGCUGCAACUGCGACUACGUCACAAAGCCGUCCAGACAGUACUACGCGUUCAUCAGCGGUCCCAGGCCAUCCCAAGGAUUGACGCUCAAGCACCUGGUCAUGACAGACCAGGUUCACAUGGUCGCGUACAGCUACCGCAACGCUAGGCUACUGGACGACGCCCUGAAGAUUUGCCAGACCCCAAAGGCUGAGAAAAGAAACGACGGCUUUGGAUACGUUGGCGACCAGGCAUACCAACAGCCCCAAGGACACGCUGCCGGUUAUGGCGGGGCGUCUUCUUCCCUGUAUGCUUCUGGUUCCGGCCACGGCACAUCAGGUGGUGCCUCGUACCCCUCCGGCCACUCUCAACCAAAACCCGCCGGUUACAGCCACGUUCAGUCGCCCGGAGGAUAUGGCGCAGCCUACGAUCAGUCAUCAGCGGCAGCACAACCGUCAGCUUACGGCCCUGGUGCAACUUAUGCUCCCGCUCGUGCCCCUAGCUAUGGUGCUACCUAUGCUCCCGCGCAUGCCUCUAGCUAUGGUGCAACCCCAGCAUCGGCUUAUGGUAGUCAGAGCGCCCCCUACGGACACGCACAGUCUUCAGGGUAUGAUGCAUCUUACAAGGCUGCUGCCUCACCUGUAAGUUACGGUUCUCCUCCUGGUUACGGCUCCGCCUAUGCGCCAAGUCAUUCUUCCGGUCAUGCAGCGAGUUACACAUCGGCCCCUUCUUACAGUUACAGUUCUGGAGCUCCUUUGGGUUACGGGGCCAGUUCUGGUUAUGGUACCGCGUCCGCGCCAAGCUACGGUUCCUCAGCUACUCCUUCUUACGCCGCCGCGACAACCUCUAGUUAUGCUAGUGCUGCGCCAGCCCUAAGUUAUGGCCAUCCUGACUCCUCUGGGUAUGGACCUAGUUAUGCUUCUGGUCACGGGUCCGCCGGCCCCACCUAUGCUGCCGCUCCGUCUCCAGGAUACAGCGCCGCUGGUGCUGCUUACGCUGUCACUUCAGCUCCUGGAUACGGCUCUUCUGGCUCAGCUUAUGGUCCUGCUCCUGCUCAUGGCUACAACUCCGCCGGUGGAGCUUACGCUCCAGCUCCAUCAUCCAAACAAGGCUAUGCUGGUGCCACUUACAAUUCUGCUCAAGCUCCCGGUUAUGCCUCCUCUGGAGUUGCCUAUGCUGCCGCUCCGGGUCCUGCGUAUGGUGCCUCUGGUCCCGUUUACGCUGCAGGUGCAGCACCUGGGCAUGGCGCAGCUCCUUCCAGCUACGCAGGAGCACCGGCUCGUAAUUAUGGACAUGGUGGAUCGGCUUCUGGUUAUGGCGCUGGAUACCAUACAGCUCCCAGCUAUGGUUCUUCCCCUUCUUCAAACUACCCUGUUUCUGGAAGUUAUAACAACAACGCUGAUAAAUAUCCCUCCCAACCUCAAGCGUAUGGUGGUGGUCCACGGGGCGGCUACAGGGCACAAGGUAACUACGCGCAAAAUGGCGGAGGGUACGCCUCUUCGGGUGCGUCUUACGGAGCCUCCUAUGCCACCGACACAACAUACGCGCCGUCAUAUGGCAUGUCCGACUACGAGUCUUUGUAUCCCAGCGAAGAAGAUUAUGCUCCCGUCAUAUCCUACAUGCCAACGUAUGCCCCACUUGACGAGUAUAGCGCUCAAACCGCUGCGAAUGCCGCUUACGCCGCCCCAUCAUAUAACGCAGGAUAUGGAGCAACUUACCAUCAACAAGGAGCUUCAGGAUCCUAUGCUCCCCCCGUAUAUGCACCCCAGUCUUAUCCAUCCGGUAAUGCCCCGCAAGUUCACGUAACAUACAGUGUUUCUUACUCCCCCGGAUCGGCAUCGCAUGGCCCUCCAGCCUAUGCAGCUCCCGGCUAUAAAAAUCCUGUGACAGCGGCUGGUUACCCUGCGCCCGCUUCGUAUGUCCCUUCAAUGGGACACUAUGGAGGUGCUGCAGCGCCCUCCAGUGCAUCCUACAAUUCACCAAGUAGAGACUACAACAACGCAGCAGCUUCGUCCGGCGAUUACUCGCAAGUCCAGCACAGUUCAUCAGGAGCUUCAUACGCUCCAGUCGCAUAUCAGCCGCAUGCUAGAGGCUACGAAACUGGAACAGUUCCCUCAAGUGCUUACUAUGCCCCCGCUCCGUACAGUGGGUCAGGUGCAAGCUACAAAGCAGGCGCGGCUCCCGUAGCUGCUCACUACGCCCCCGCCUUCCGUGGUUCCUCAGCUGGAAACUAUGGCGCUGGUGCAGCCCCGUCCAGUGCCUUCUACGGUUCUUCAGCCGGAAGCUACGGAGCUGGCGCAGCUCAACAUGGUGCUCCCUACAGUUCUUCCGCAAGAGGUUAUGGAGCUGCCGCGGCACCGUCCAGUGCCUCCUAUGCUCCGGCCUCCUACGCUCCUCCCUCCUAUGGUUCUGCUACUGCAGGUUAUGGAGCUGGUGUAAACCCGUCUAGUGUACCUUAUGCUCCUGCCCCCUACAGUGCAAAACCUGGAAGCUACGGAGCCGGUGCCAGUCCGUCUAGUGCCUCUUAUGUUCCAGCCUCUUACGGUCCUUCAGUCGGAAAUUACAAGGCUGGUGCUGCUCCGUCUAGUGCAUCCUACGGUCCUUCAGCCGGAACCUACGGAGCUCCUGGAACCCCGCCUGUUAGCUCUUAUGCCCCUGCUUCCUACAAUUCUGGAUCUGGAAGCUACAGGGCUGGUGCAGCUCCCUCUAGUGCUUCUUAUGUCACACCCUCUUACGGUCCUUCAGCUGGAAGCUACGGAACUGGUUCAGCCCCAUCCGGUGCCUCUUAUGCUCCCGCCUCCUACAGUUCUGGAGCUGUAAGCUACGGAGCCGGUGCUGCUUCGUCCGCUACUUCAUACGGUUCUUCAGCCGGAAGCUACGGAGCAGGUGUAACUCCGUCUAGUGCAUCUUAUGCACCUGCCUCCUACACUUCUGGAGCUGGAAACUACGGAGCCGGCCCUGCCCCGCCCAGCGCCGCUUAUGGUCCUUCAGCCGGAAUCUACGGGGCUGGUGCAGCCCCGUCGAGUGUCUCUUAUGCCCCUGCAUUAUAUGAUUCUGGAGCAGGAAGCUAUGGGGCUGGUGCUGCUCCUACUGGUGCCGCCUACCCACCAUCCUCUUACACACCUUCAACCGAAAGCUAUGGAUCUGGUGCAAGUCCGUCUGGUGCCUCCUAUGGACCUGCCUCUUACAGUUCUGAAGCAGGAGGCUACGGCUAUGGUGCAACUCCGUCCAGUGCCUCGUAUGCCCCGUCCGCUUAUGGUUCUUCAUCGGGAAGCUAUGCAACUGCUGCCCCUUCGUCUGGUGCAUCUUAUGCCCCUACUUCCUACAAUUCUGGUUCUGGAACCUACCGAGCCGGUUCAGCUCAAUCCAGGGAUCACUACGCUGCGGCGACUCGCCCAUCGGUACAAAGUUCAGAUAAUUAUUUCUACUCUGGGGCUGGUGCUUCUUAUAAGCCCCCGUCUUCUAACGCAUACAACAGCGGUUCGUCUUCAAAAUCAUACAGUUCAACACCAGCCUCGAGUGCUGGAGCCUACUCUACCUCCUCCUACGGCGUGGCUCCAUCGUACCGUUCUCCUGCAACCACAAGCUCAGACAAUUCGCACAAAGAAGAAUCAUACACGACAUCCCAGGCACCUGUAUCCUAUAAAAGUUCUGACACACAGUCAGUGAAACUUUCUCCAACGUACGAAGCGCCGCAUCUAUCGUCUCUUCAUAAUGGAGCGACAGCGUACGGCGUAUCGCAGCCGCCUUACGAAUCUUCACACGUAUCUUACGCACCACCGUCAUACGCGCAGCCGGUGCAUAGCCAACCGUCUUACGUCGCUUCGUAUGCUCCCCCAGCUUACGCUGCUCCGUCGUAUGCCCCUGCAGGGUAUGAGGUGCCGUCUUAUGCUCCGCCGCUUUAUGGACAGCCUUCCAACGGGCCAUCUCACGCUGCACCACCUAAAGGUCAUUCAUCUUACGAUGUGUCAUAUGCUCCUCCCGCGUACGCCACACCGUCUUACGCUCCACCGCAGUACGCCCAACCAUCCUACAGCCCACCACCUUACGAGUCGUCAUAUGCUCCUCCGGCUUAUGCCUCACCAACGUAUGCUCCGCCGGCUUAUGCCUCACCAACGUAUGCCCCGCCGGCUUAUGCCUCGCCAACGUAUGCCCCGCCGGCUUACACCGCACCAUCGUAUGCCCCGCCAUCUCAUGCCGCACCGUCGUACGCUCCACCAGCUUAUGCCCCACCCCACUAUGCCGCACCGUCCUACGUUCAGCCAUCUUACAGUCAUCAGGCUUAUGACUCGUCGUACGCACCUCCGGCCUAUGCUCCACCAUCAUACGGCCAGCUGACAUAUGCCUCGUACGCUCCUCCAGCUUACGCCAUGCCCUCGUAUGCUCCACCGUCCUACGCUCAGCAUUCCUACAGUCAACCACAAUACAACCCAACGUACGCCCCACCGUAUGCUGCACCCGCUGUGCCCUCUUACCACCAACCAUACAGUCCGCCAUUGUAUGGUGCGUCAUACCCACAAGGAUCCCAGUCGUACGGUAGUCCCUCCAACAGCCAACCACCACACAAUUCGGCAUACUCCCAGCCAGCGCACGCCCCAGCAUCUUACAACCAACCUGCUUACGGAGGAUCGUACGCUCCGCCCGCCUACGCCGCGCCGUCUUAUUAUCAACCAAACUACAACUAUGCCCCUGCACCAACUUACGAAUCGUCGUACGCACCGCCGUCGUACGCAGCGUCCUCUAACUACGCGUCGGCGCACCAAGGAAGCGUAUCGCACGCACCUCCGCAGUACAAUGCCGCACCGGUGUACAACCCGCCCGACGCAAACUACGGGGCCCCGGCCGCGCCAGUUUAUGGUGCCGCCCCUCAGAGACCCCAGUACGGAAGUCAUGGAAAGCCAAAGGGCGGAUACGGUCAAGCCCCAUACGGCAAGCCUCCGAUGCAAGCGGUAGCCGUGAGCUACACUAUGCCCGCGCUUCAUCCAUCAGAAUACCAGGCGCCCAUCGCCGUAGGCGGAGGCUUCUACGGCCAUCUCAAACAGGGACACGUCAAGGCUGCUCCCGUGGCCCACGUCAACUCCGCGCCAUCUUACGGUGCGACAUCCGCUCCUAAUUACGGCGCGCCGGCGUCGUCCGGUACCAGUUAUGGAGGUUCGCACGCACCUCCCGCUGGAGCUCCAUCCUAUGGUGCAGCGCCCAGCUACGGCAAUGCAGGAUCUCUUUCUGGCUCAUUGUCUGGCGCGUACUCACCGGCGCCCUCCAGUGGUGGAAACUACGGCAGCGCCGCUUCGCCCUUUUCAGGAACAUCAUAUAGCGGUGCCGGAGGUUCCAAUUACGGAUCAUCGGCUCCGUCCUACAACAGCGCAAGUAGCGGCAGCUCCACCGCAACCAAGACGCAGACAGUAGCGAGUGCGGCGUACACCACAGCGUCGUACGGGGUAACCGCGCCCUCCAGUUCAGCUUCCUACAACACGCCUACCGACUACAGUGGUCCCGGUACUCCAUCCAGCUAUUCGGGACACGCAACGUCGGCAGCUCCGGCGAGCAGCCCUUCAAAGUAUUCGACUACGACGUCGCCAGUCAGCUACUCUCAGCCGUCGUCGCCAACGUACGCAGCCCCCAGCUCUCCUUCUUCGAGCUAUGGAGCAGCCGGGAGCCACGGAUCGAGCUACACAACGACUAACUACGGCGCACCGAGUUACGCACCAGCGAGCCACGCAGAGCCCUCCUACCCAGGCCAGAGUUACUCGGCGCCAAGUUACUCCCCUCCGACUUCAUCCGCUUCGGCCUAUGCACCAGGUACACAGGCUGGAGGCAGUUACUCUGCGCCGAUCUAUGCCGCGCCGAGUUACUCGCCACCACACCAGGCAGCACCGAGCCAUGCUGGCUACUCUGCUCCACCAGGUUACCCCAAUUCAGUAACCAACGCAGCACCAAGUUAUUCCGGAGCAAACUACGCUCCACAUGCUGAGGCUUCCGGUAGCUACGCAGCACCCACCAACUCUGCCCCGAGCUAUUCCGCUCCCAGCUACUCCGCCCCAGCUCCCUCCCUGGUGACAUAUGCCGCUCCAAGUUACCACGCACCAUCUGAGGCAAAACCGAACUCCGCUCCGACUACCGCACCGGCGACCUAUGCCGCAUCGAGUUACUCGGCACCAAGUUACUCUCCGGCAGCACAGUACUCCGCCCCAACUUUGACACCGGUGACCUACGCAGCACCCAGUUACUCUGCACCAACUUACUCGGCACCGAGUUACUCGGGAUCAAGUUACUCUCCGGCAGAACAGUAUUCCGCUCCAACGUCCGCACCGGCAACCUACUCUGCACCGAGUUACUCCGCCUCAAGUUACUCUCAGCCUGAGCAAUACUCCGCGCAAGCCGCUACGGAGGCUAACUAUGGGCCGCAGGGUCACCCCUCGACUGGUAACGCGGCGCCCAGUUACUCGGCGCCAGCCUACUCUGCACCAAGUUACUCCACAGCUAGUUACCCCCAGUCAGCCCCUGCAGAAGCAAGCUAUGCGCCGGCAUCUCAGUACGUUGAUUCUCCUUACGGCAGGGAGAGACAGUCUUCCAGUUACGCUUCCCCCGCCGGGAAUGGUCCCUACAGCGGACGUGCGGCUUCGUAUCAUGAGCCGCAGCAUUACGAAGCAGUGACUCAGGAUAACUACAAACCGAGCUGCCCACCGGCACCCAAGACUUGUCCUGUCUGCGUUCGCGGCCCAUCCAAGAACCUUCUCGAGAACGUCUGUGGCUACGACCUCAUUGUGGAAGGAGAGGUGAACUACCCACCGCAGCCAAGCAGAGAGUACGGAGGACUUUGCUCCGAGAUGUGCAUUGGAGACGCGCUUCGAGGCCGCAGCAAGAAUAUCCUGGACAAGAUCCGGUUUUCUCUCAACAAGUACUGCCCCUGCCAUGCGACUGCUUUCAGUUUCAACAAGGUGAUCGUGCUCACCAAUCGGCACAGCUGGCAGACGCACGGUGGCUACCACAGCCAACUCCAGCUGGACCACAGUACCUUGGUGCUCGACCACAACGUCGAAAACCUCAAGGUGCUCAAGGCGGCCCUGGCACGUUGUCCCGACCUGCGGUACCUGCACGGGCCAUACGGCGACGAGGCCUACAACGGUCCCGCAGGAUGUCCCGACGCGUUCGACGAAUCCUGUCCUGACUGUCCGAAGGCCUUUGUUACCGAGGACGUGACCCGGGACCUCUGCUCGUCUGACUACGCUUCUAUCGUCGCCAUUGGUUUGGACGACACGCAGAUGGCCGAGCACAAAAAUGGCCAAUUCAUCUGGAAGCGACCAUACCUUCCAGAGGUCCAGAUCAACGAGGAAGCCGGCUUUGGCAAGAAUGUGAGCGUGGCCAUCAAAGUCAACGCGACACCCAGCCGAAACAACGAAAGUUCAGCCGACACUGAAGCGGACAGCCACCACGAUUCCUGCCUCACGUACACUGUCAAGUCCUUGUACAAUGUAAGCCGCGGAAUGAAUCCCGUUCAGGACGCCUUCGACCAGCAGCUUUUCCUGAACAAGCCGUGUGGCUGCAACCAGCUCAAAAGCCAGCUGCCGUCAUAUGGUCUCCUGGUUGUGGACAAGCAGUCCAGGCUUUCCAGUGGAGUUCUCCAGCUCGGCACGGGCGUCAAACUGUACCCGCUGCCUUCCGGGGUCUACAAACUGCCAUCCUGUCGCUCCGGUGACUUCCAAGAGGAGCUCCCACAGGAAGCCGAGGUGACAGACGGCCUCAUCGAGCAGCUGCCUCCUGCGGAGUUGGACAUAGACGAAGAGAUAACCGAGGAGGACAAGACGGACGUGGCGCCGUGUCCCGAACAGACGCACGAGUCGUGCCCCGCAUGCCUGGACGCCACCGAGGACGCUGACGUUGUUAGCCAGUACUGCAAUUCAGACUAUGCUGCCGUUGUGAGCAUUGCCGACGACGUCUUCUCGUCCACGCCCUACUCAGUCAACCAACCUUGGUGGUCCCCCAAGAUCAACGUGUCAAAGGUUUCACACCAGUCUGAAAAUCAAGUCAUCAUUAGCAUUCGGGCGAAGGCAAGGUACCAGUUCCCUCAGUCGGACCGUACACCUGGAGACCCAACGAAUCCCCGUAUGUGCCGCUCCGGAAGACUGCACGUGAAGGAAGAGCUGAUGGGAGCUCGAGGUGAAGUCGGUCCCUUCAGCUUCACCGUGCUAAGCUCCUGCCACUGCAAGUUCCUGGACGAACCCACCCAGUUUGCGGUCCUGGUGUCCAAGUCGGUGCCCAAGGCCGGUUCUGUACACCUCGACGAAGAGAAGACGCUCAUCUCGCUUCCUCUGGGCAAGACGGAGUUCCCCAAGUGCGUCCGCCCUCAGAAGAAGGCCGCGUCCUCCUGGAGGCUCUGGGGCUGAGUCAUUAUGUGCACUCUUGUUUUGUUUUCGUCGUUUUAUACUUCGAAAUGUUUUUGGUAAUACACACAGUUGAACUGUCAUGGCAUCUUCGCAUGAUCCAAUUAAAAGAAGCACAAGGCGCAGUUUGAAA